Rotaria socialis is the source of this 1302-nucleotide messenger RNA. The record is from the annotation of a GenBank genome assembly. NCBI's taxonomy places the organism in Eukaryota, Metazoa, Rotifera, Eurotatoria, Philodinida, Philodinidae.
AUGGCAAAGAAAACUAAAGAUACGGCGACUGCUGCUGCUACUACUACUAAAAAAGAAGCCAAAGCAAAAGUUCCAGCAGAUCCUGUUGCUAUUAAGAAUCUUAUACGUUUAUUAAAUAUUCUUGCAUUACUAUUGGCAAUAACUGCUUUUGUUCUUCAAUUUUUUGCGGUUAUCAGUCAUAAUUGGAAAUGGCAAACAACCAAUCUUCAGCCAAUAUUUACUGCUAAGGAUCGUCCUGCAUCAGUAAAUGUUUAUGAUGAUAGUCGCAUUGAACAACGUUACGGUUUAUUCUCACGUCAUAUUAAAGUCUUUGCUCAUAAUGAUGAGCAACUUGAUGCAUUGGCAAGUACACGUUUUCCAAGAUUAGAUAGUGGUGAUGAAGAGUUACAUAAAUGUUUAUCACAAACAUCUACUCUUCGAGGUUCAUUACUUACAUGUUCGGAUCGUAUUAACUCACCAGGACAAUGUCAUUGUCGACGAUAUCCACAUUGGAAUGCAAUUAUUUUCUUUGAAAUUACUGCAUUAAUCUUACUUGGUCUUGUUGUCCUGGUUAGUGCUCUACUUUCAACACAAUAUCAUGGUUUACUCAAACCAAUUGGCAUUCUAUUAUCAUUUAUUGCAUUUCUAUUUCUCUUACUUGGCCUUAUUUUACUUCUCAGCUAUAUCAAACGUGAAACACGUACAAUUUCCGACACCUAUCCUCAUACACAUGCCCGACUUGCUAACCAAGUUGCUCAACAUUUUCGUGCUCUAUCUCAUAAAAUUGUUCGUCGUCAAGCUCAUGAAACCUAUCGAGCCUAUUCAUUAACACCUGGUCAACAUCCAUAUAAUCAAACACAUUUUCAACAAUAUUCAGAACAAGCAGGUGCAUGGGUUCAAUUGCCCUAUUCAAGUUUGAACGUUGUGGCUUAUGAACCACGUUCACCACAAGCCACUACAAAAAUUACAACAACAGCAGCUCCUUUAUACAAUGCGUAUGGCCCAUUGGUAGGUUUUAAUGAAGUUUUUGAAAAUACACGUGCCUGCAUCGGUUGGUCAACUGUCCUAUCAAUUCUUGCUUUGAUACUUGCAUUGGUUGUAGCAGGAAUUCUUGCAUUUUCAUUUCUUUCGGCCAAAAAAUUAGGACCAGAAGUAAAAACAAUAACAACAACAACAGUUAAAACUGAAUAUGUACCAGUACCACAAGAGGUUAAUGUUGAAACAGUGCCCUUAACACGAGGAAUUGUCAUUGAUGAAACCCGACCAACGCAAGUUGUUCUACACGAUGAUCAAGCAAUAACAACACAAACAUAUCAUGCAUAA